UGACAAUUCGAGUCAAAGAAAUUUUUAGAUUUGAGGAUAAAUAACCUAAAAGGGACGAUAAAAUACAAAUAUUUAUAAUAAUUACAAAAAAAUUGUAUUGUCUUAAUUAUAAAUUUAUUUUAAUAAAAUGGCUGAAGAAAUACAGAAAAAAUUACAAAAAGAACUUGAAAUUUAUAAUGGACUGCAAAAAGAAUAUGUCAAGGCAGCCGCGCUAAAGCAACAAUUAGAUAGUCAAUUAAGUGAAAAUAAAGCAGUGAAAGAGGAAUUAAUUCUCCUUAAAAAUGAUAGUGAAGUUUACAAGCUUAUUGGACCAGUAUUAGUAAAACAAGAUUUGGAAGAAGCAAAGCAAAACGUUAUAAAGCGAAUGGAAUAUAUAAAUAAAGAAAUAAAAAGAACGGAUGGACAUAUAUCGGCAUUAGAAAACAAACAAGAAGCUAUUCAAGAAAAUCUUAAUAAACUCAAAAAUGACUUGGGAAACUUGAAAAUCACAGCCUGAUUAAUAUUUUGUAAUAAUUGAGAUUCUAACAACCUAAUCUAUAUAGAAAGCUUUGUUUACUCACUUUUCAAAGGACUGUAUGAAAAUAAUUAAAUUUGAUGGACAAUGUUAUUGUUAAAUUAAAAAAAUAUAUAUUACAAUGUUACUUUAUAAUGAUUUAUAAUCAAGUUGAUUUUAGUACCGGUCUUUCAUUGGUUAUUAACACAAAAGAAAGGUAUUAUUGUGAAAACUCAAGUAAUGUAAGAAUUAAGAAUAUUAUAUCCAAUUAAUAUAA
Messenger RNA from Leptidea sinapis, 770 nucleotides. RefSeq names its product prefoldin subunit 6 (gene Pfdn6). Gene Ontology annotation, cellular component: cytoplasm; prefoldin complex. Gene Ontology annotation, molecular function: protein-folding chaperone binding. The record is from RefSeq and is a predicted model, not a curated record. The transcript is spliced from 2 exons. Gene Ontology annotation, biological process: chaperone-mediated protein complex assembly; protein folding. Lineage: Eukaryota; Metazoa; Arthropoda; Insecta; Lepidoptera; Pieridae. Bases 128 to 496 code for a protein of 122 amino acids.